Molecule: messenger RNA, 1748 nt
Organism: Ochotona princeps (American pika)
Lineage: Eukaryota; Metazoa; Chordata; Mammalia; Lagomorpha; Ochotonidae
Gene: FGF9
Product: fibroblast growth factor 9
Exons: 3
Coding region: 852-1478 (208 amino acids)
Biological process (GO): regulation of cell migration; animal organ morphogenesis; positive regulation of gene expression
Cellular component (GO): cytoplasm
Molecular function (GO): growth factor activity; fibroblast growth factor receptor binding
Source: RefSeq, a predicted model, not a curated record
ACUCUGCGCGCCGGCGGGGGCUGCGCAGGAGGAGCGCUCCGCCCGGCCACCCCGCUCCGCCAGCCGGCGCGGCAACACCUGUUCGCGGCGGCACGCGAGCCCCGGGACGCCGCGGCUCCGCCACCCGCGCUGAGCUAAGGGACCUCGGCCGAGCUGCUGGACAGAAUCCUGGAUACUAGCGUUGGACGCCUAAAGUUUUUUUCCUCUUCUUUAUUUUUUAAAAUUAUUAUUAUUAUUAUUUUGGAAAGCGGGGGUGGGGGUACCGGGAAGGGGAAGAUUUGUCGCUGCCACCAACGUGAGCUUCCCCCCACCUCCCCCAGCACCCCUUGAAGGAUUCGUGCCGAUGCCUGCAGAGUCGGUUAGAGAGUAAAAACAGCGCAUGCCUUCCUGGAGUCUGAUCCGUGAAUUCUGACGUAGCCCGUGCAUCUUAAAAAUCCCCAUAAUAACGCCUAGGCAUUUAAGUUGCUAUGGUCAUUCUGAUCGCAAGGCCAAUGGAGAAACUACGGAUGUUUCUGUUUCCUUAUGACGGUCGGAUGGGAUGAAGACCUUCUUGCCUGCUAAGAGCUGGGGAUGUCUGUAGAGAUGCAUAGAAAUGUUUAUCACUAUGUCAGUGUGUGAGUAUAAAGUGGUGGUUUCUUAGACUAUCAGUGGUUUGACCUUGAACCUGUGCCAGUGAACCAGCAGAUUACUUUUAUUUAUGCAUUUAAUGGAUUGAAGAAAAGACCUUUUUUUUUUCCUCCUCUCCGCAACUGCAGUAAGGGAGGGGAGUUGGAUAUACCUCGCCUAAUAUCUCCUGGGUUUGCAAUCAUCAUUAUUGUUUAUUCUUGUGCUCCGAAAGCCGACUCUUCUUGAUGGCUCCCUUAGGUGAAGUUGGGAACUAUUUCGGUGUGCAGGAUGCGGUACCGUUUGGGAACGUGCCCGUGUUGCCGGUGGACAGCCCGGUUUUGCUAAGUGACCACCUGGGGCAGUCGGAAGCAGGGGGGCUGCCCAGGGGACCCGCAGUCACCGACCUGGAUCAUUUAAAGGGGAUUCUCAGGCGGAGGCAGCUCUACUGCAGGACUGGAUUCCACUUGGAGAUCUUCCCCAAUGGUACUAUCCAGGGAACCCGAAAAGAUCACAGCCGCUUCGGCAUCCUGGAAUUCAUCAGUAUAGCAGUGGGCCUGGUCAGCAUUCGAGGCGUGGACAGCGGACUCUACCUCGGGAUGAAUGAGAAGGGGGAGCUGUAUGGAUCAGAAAAACUAACCCAAGAGUGUGUAUUCAGAGAACAGUUUGAAGAAAAUUGGUAUAACACGUACUCAUCGAACCUGUACAAACACGUGGACACUGGCAGGCGGUACUAUGUCGCAUUAAAUAAAGACGGGAGCCCACGAGAAGGGACCAGGACUAAACGGCACCAGAAAUUCACACAUUUUUUACCUAGACCAGUGGACCCUGACAAAGUACCUGAACUAUAUAAGGAUAUUCUAAACCAAAGUUGACAAAGACAAUUUCUUCACUUGAGCCCUUAAAAAAAAAAAGUAACCACUAUAAAGGUUUCACAUGGUGGGUGUCGUCACCUCAGCUCCACGGUUGCCAAACUUUGUUGCAUGCACGAUGUCUGAUGGAGGCUUGGAUGGAAACAUGCUGGUUUUGUUCUGCACUUAACAGCUCCUCCUCCUGGAGGGCUGCCGGGGGGUCCCUGGCUCCAUGUGUUGUGAAAGAAGGGGCCGGGGGGACUGAGUGAGAGGGGUGUGAGUGAGUGUGUGAGU